AUGAAAGUGUAUGAAUACAGUAAACCGCUGUACGGCUUGUUGUUGUACACGAGAACAUUUGCGUAUUGGAAGCAGAUGGCCGAAUCAUUGUCUACACGCCGCACGCCGGUGACUAUGCUAAGCGGCUUCUUAGGUGCAGGUAAGACUACCUUACUGCGCUACGUCCUGGAGAACUCUCCUGAGAAGAUCGCAUGCAUCGUAAACGACGUCGCGUCGGUGAACAUCGAUGCAAAACUUGUCCGCAAUGACAAAAAUCGCGGCUCAAGCAACACUACAGCCGAUCUGACCGAUACAAUCGAGCUGGCGAACGGAUGCGCGUGCUGCAAUAUCCAAGAUGAGCUGUUUGCGUCCUUUGAGCAAGUUCUAGCUCUGGCGGAUAAGAGAGGAGAACCUUAUGCCCGGAUUGUUCUGGAAAACAGCGGAGUUGCGGAGCCGCAAAACAUCCGUGAUAAGUUCAAUGAGGCGGAGUCCGCGGGUCACCCACUGAUGGACCGCGUAGAGCUGGACACCCUAGUCACGGUUGUGGACUGCGGCUCCUUCCUGAAGGACUGGUCGACUCGUGCAUGUUUGGCUCAGCGACCCGACCUGGGAGAGGGGGGUGGACUGAGACCGGUGGUGGACCUGCUGGUGGAGCAAAUCGAAUGCGCGGACUUUGUGGUCCUCAACAAGACGGAUAUGCUGAAUGACGCUCAGCGGGAGGAGCUCACGGCCAUUGUGGCCUCUCUCAAUCCCCUGGCAACCGUCAUUCCCUGCACACAGGGCAAGGUGCCUAUCGAGCGCGUGUUUGGUCGCGACGUGCACAGCGUGGUGGCCAAGCUCAACAUUGAGGGGCAGCACCGGGGUGCAGUGGCCGCAGCAAAGAGCCGAAUGGCGCUCGAGGAGGCAGAGAUGAAGCGGGAUCAGGAGAAGCAUGAACACGACCACAAGCACAGCCACGGCAAGGAGGACGACUGCGAGGCUUGCAAGCACGGCCACAAGCACGAGCACAAACACGAGCACAAACACGAGCACAAGCAUGAGCACAAGCACGAGCACAAGCAUGAGCACAAACACGCCGAGGGCGAGAAGGUGGAGGACUGUAAGGCUUGCGAGGAGGAGAAGGCGGAGGGCCACAAGCACCACCAUCAUCAUAAGCAGCACAAGCACAACCAUGAGGAGGACGGGGAGCGCCAUGACAACUGCGAGGCGUGUGAGGAAACGGAGGGAGACGAUCACAAGCACCAUCACCACCACCAUCACCAUCACCACCACGAGCGCGGGGAGACACGGGCCGCCACUCGCUUUGGCAUCCGCAACUUUGUAUACUCCCGCCGGCGUCCCUUCCACCCGCAGAGGCUGAAGGAGAUGGUUCUCAAGUGGCUACCCGUGACAGUGAACCAGGCCAUUGACGGGGAGGCGCCCGAGGAGGGGGAUAGCCCCAUCAAGACGGUGAUGCGCUCCAAGGGCUUCAUGUGGCUGUCCUCCAGCCACACCACCGCCUACUACUGGAGCCACGCGGGACAGCACUUUGAGAUUCGUGACGAGGGCGACUGGUGGGCGGCGGUGCCGUCGGAAGACUGGCCCGCGGAUGCGGCGCAGAAGGACAUCAUCCUCAACGACUUCGACGACGCAACCGACAUGGGAGAUCGCCGGCAGGAGAUCGUGUUCAUUGGAGUCAACAUGGACGAGGCUAAGAUCAGCGCCCAGCUGGACGGUGCGCUGUUGACAGACGAGGAGGUGGCCAAGUACAAGGAGCGCUGGGCUGCUCAGGCCGACCCACCUCACAUCGAGGUGGAAGCCCGCCGAGCUGCCAAGCGCGCCAAGGCGGCGGAGGUUUGA
Volvox carteri f. nagariensis is the source of this 1818-nucleotide messenger RNA. RefSeq lists its product as uncharacterized. The record is from RefSeq and is a predicted model, not a curated record. The transcript has 18 exons. The coding region runs from base 1 to 1818 and encodes 605 amino acids. Lineage: Eukaryota; Viridiplantae; Chlorophyta; Chlorophyceae; Chlamydomonadales; Volvocaceae.